UCAGGAGGAAGAGGAAGAACGUAACCUAGAGAGGGUGAACCGGGAGGUGGUCUCCAUCUUAUUUACACCGGUGUGAUUGCUAAAUUUUUAGAUCUGUUGGAUUUUUGAAGGACUAUAAAAGUUGAAAGCCGGGUCUUCAGAGAUGAGCAGUUCAGAAGAAGUGUCAUGGAUCUCCUGGUUCUGUGGACUGAGGGGGAAUGAGUUUUUCUGUGAAGUGGAUGAAGACUACAUCCAGGACAAGUUUAAUCUGACAGGGCUCAAUGAGCAGGUUCCCCACUACCGCCAGGCCCUUGACAUGAUCCUGGACCUCGAACCAGAUGAGGAGCUGGAGGAUAAUCCCAACCAGAGUGACCUGAUCGAGCAGGCAGCAGAGAUGCUGUACGGCCUCAUCCACGCACGUUACAUCCUCACUAAUCGAGGCAUCGCACAGAUGUUGGAGAAAUAUCAACAGGGAGAUUUUGGCUAUUGCCCCCGAGUCUAUUGUGAGAAUCAGCCUAUGCUUCCUAUCGGUCUGUCAGACAUCCCAGGAGAGGCCAUGGUGAAGCUGUACUGUCCUAAAUGUAUGGACGUCUACACGCCCAAGUCCUCCAGGCACCACCACACAGAUGGAGCCUACUUUGGCACUGGCUUCCCCCACAUGCUCUUCAUGGUUCACCCUGAGUACAGGCCCAAGAGGCCCGCCAAUCAGUUUGUCCCGAGGCUGUAUGGGUUCAAGAUCCACCCCAUGGCCUACCAGCUGCAGCUGCAAGCCGCCUCCAGCUUCAAGAGCCCUGUCAAGGCCAUCCGCUAGAGCAUUCUGGGCAGAGGAGGAGGCGGAGAAAGAUUAGUAGAGAAAGAGAGUGAAGACAGGAGAGAAUUAUCAUCAGAUGGGGAGGGGGUCACCUGCAUUUUACACAGCUUUUCAGGUGCCCCCUCCCCACCCCGAACACUGUAUUAUUUUGGUUUAGACGAGGGCAAAUGAAAAAGAGUCAAGAUUUGAGUGUGAGCGAGGGGAAAACGCACAGCCAUGAUCUAAAUCACAAGUAAACACACACACAAACACAUGCGCUCAUACAGGAAACACAUAGAUGCAUCCACACACGUGGGAUUCCAUGCACGUACCUUACCAAACUCAUCAGUGCCAAAAACAGGAGGGUGAGGUAAGAGGAAGCUGAACAAUACAGGGGCUUCAUGCUACUGCUGCUGUUCACUCUGCUGUCAUAAUCGGUGGGUGACGCUACAGGGAACUUUUCCCCGUAGAGAAGAUUUUAUGUUCAGGGCUGUUUGACGUCAAGCAUUUAGUUUGUUCUGUCUUUGGCACAGUUUGGUAAAGGGUGGUGGUAAACCCCCCCAUCAUUUGAAGCCUCCCAUCCCCAUUAGCCCCCCCUCCCCCUAAAUGCAUGUAUGCUCAGGCUGGCACUCGCAAAGACAGUUUGGACCGAGGGAGUUUUUCUGCAUCACUCGUUUGAAAGAAUUUGGUUGCCGGUUCGUCCAAUGUUUUGUGGUGUUGUUGCACAAAGCAUUUGAUUAAAUUUGCCUUAAGAUUUCAGAAAACGCACCCAGAUUGUUUUUUGUAUUUUAAGAAGGCACAUGCAACGGUAGUUACUUUUGUUCUCCUUUUUCCUGUUAGAAGCGGUAAGGUAGAAAUAGCUUAAACUAACAAUUUUUUUCGAGUCGUUCAGACAAUUGUAAUCAGCCUGCAUCAUUUCUCCAGCUGUCUGUGCGUGUGUCAAACAACUGUCUGUAUUGGUACCGAAGUGAAAAUAUAACCUGUGCUACAUUUUUCUGAGACGUGUCCCCUCCUGCAGCAGCAGGCUUAGCUGCAUUUGUAUUGUCAACCCCCAACCCCCCUAGCUUCAUCCUCCUAAAAUAAAUAGUUGGACAUUUUGGGAAAUACACGUAUAUGCUUUCUGGUGGAGAGAAGAUACCACUCUACAAUAAUGUGAAUGAUCCCGCUAACGGCCGGUUAGCUUCGCUUAAUCAGUAAGGGGGAAAUGGUUAGCCUGGCCAGCGAUAAAUACAUCCUCCUACCAGCACAUUUAAAGCUCACUAAUUGAAAAGGUUAGAUCCUGUUAGGUAAUCUGCAUAAUGCAUUCAUUAUGGCAAACUGCUUUGUCAUAACAUUGCACCGUGAAACUUCAACCCUCUUGCGUAUAUGUUCACUUCGCAGAGGAUUGCUGGCUUUCAUACUGCAAAAUGCAACCAGGUGCAUCAUGGUAUUUUUUUGCCACACAAUCUGUUUUUUCUGGCAUACUAGACAAUAUAGUGGGAUUGGAUCGCACAGCCAGUGUGACUCCAGAAAGUUACUGGUCCCUGCCUGGAAUUGUUUUAAAACCAUAUUUAUGCAUUAAACUAGCAAGGACUUCAUUGUUGAGCUUCAGAGGUGUUGGUAGGCAGAGUUUACUAGCGUUGGGCUGAGCCAGGGUAGCUGCGUCCUCGUUUCCAAGUUAAGCUGGCCUGCUGCUCGUCGUAGCUUUAUGGUUAGCGUACAGAUACGAGCAUGUCUGUCUUUUCAUCAGUCUCCAAAAGUGAAUAUGACCCGAAAUGUUCAACAAUCCCUGUAAAAAAAAAAAAAAAAAAAUGGAGGAGGUAACCUGGUGAAAGGAAUUUAGACAAUCUGAAUCCUUCAGCUCACUCCACCACUGCACUGAUCCCACUGGUGUCUCUCUACAGCACAGUCUCAUUAUUUAUGUUCAGGUUUAGAGACAGACCGACCACCAGCCGCUUACUUUUUGUUUUGUUUCUGAAGCAGUGGGACAGAUACUCAGCUGUCCUUUCCUCACGCCCUCCCCUCUUUGUUUGUGUGACUGGAAUAGAUUGUUUUGGAUUUCAUGAUACAAGAGAAAAGGUAUUUAUGUGUCCAGAUUUUAACUAAUGUUUGUUUGUGUUGUCUUUCUGCUACUGUGGAAGGGUGAGCAGGAUUCAGACUUCUCAAUAAACUUCUAUUUUCUUUUCAUA
This is a messenger RNA of Cyclopterus lumpus (lumpfish), 2937 nucleotides long. It is a transcript of the gene csnk2b, whose product is annotated as casein kinase 2, beta polypeptide. Bases 143 to 790 code for a protein of 215 amino acids. NCBI's taxonomy places the organism in Eukaryota, Metazoa, Chordata, Actinopteri, Perciformes, Cyclopteridae. The record is from RefSeq and is a predicted model, not a curated record. Gene Ontology annotation, molecular function: protein kinase regulator activity. Gene Ontology annotation, cellular component: cytoplasm; protein kinase CK2 complex. The transcript is spliced from 7 exons.